Chara braunii is the source of this 4250-nucleotide messenger RNA. The record is from the annotation of a GenBank genome assembly. NCBI's taxonomy places the organism in Eukaryota, Viridiplantae, Streptophyta, Charophyceae, Charales, Characeae.
AGUCGAACUGGGGGCCAAGGCCGUCUGUAGCACCGCUGGGGGGGGGGGGGGGGUUGCUCGGCGGCUGCCGUGGUGAGUCGACCGAGGGGACUGCCUUGAAGCCGAACAGGCGCGGCUUUGAGGGGGGUCCACGAUGCCGCGACAACAGACGCGCAGUCAUGAGCCUGCACCUGAAAAUGUGCAGCAGGAUUUCAGGCGCAAGGGGGCUGUGUACCGUUACAUGGUCGUCGGCCAGGCGGUGGACACCAGGGGGGUUAGGAUGCUACGGUGCACCUUCUGCAAUAAGGUGUGGCAAGGAACCCAGUAUUAUGCGACAAAACACUUCACCCAGCCACAAUAUUGCAAGAAGGUGUCCGACGAAGCGCUGUUUGACAUUGCGCACAAGUGCACACACCGCUUCGAGGCCGACCAGGCAGAGAGGGUCCGACACUACGCACAGGAGCGUUGGCUAGAUGUCCCGCGGUCUGGAGCAAUGGGUGGCGAGGCAGAGUGGAGUGGAGAGGGCGUCGGCGGGGGAGAGGAUACCCAGCGUUGGUCCGAGGGUGGUUCUGUGAGAGAUGGGGCGGGCGCCGGUGUUGCGGAGGAGGGCGAGGCGGGAGUCGACCGCGAGGGUAGCAUGGCAAAGGGUGAGCGGACGGUGACGGGAGAGGGGGCCGUGCCCGAGGUUGAUCCGGUCACUCGUCAGAGGACGCGGGGCUGGGAUCCCGUGGGGAAGAGGCCCGUCCCGCCUGAGAUACCUAGCACGCCGAGUUCCUCCAGGACUCCUGUUCGUGAUACACCUGGUUCUUCCAAAAGGAAGGACGGGGGUGCAGAUCUUCCUGCCACGCAGGCCGGGAAGAGGCUGCGGCAGCAAAGGGUCACACUUCAGCAUCCUGGUGGAGGACCUCUGCCCGUGCUUCCCUCCCACAGCGAGAUUGCGAGCGUGCGAGCUGUGGAGAUCCACCUCCAGGAGUUGGCGGAGGAAUUGGAGGAGGUUAGGCAACCGUUUUGGUCGAGCGGUGCCACCCUCCUCUCUGACGGGAGGAAGUCACGAGACGGGCGACCGAUCGUGAACUUCCUCGCAGCGGGGUCUCGAGGGGUCGUCAUGUACAUGACGAUCAACCGAGAGGGGGAGCCGGAUGAUUCCGUGCACGUUCUACAGAGAUGGGUCACCAUCUUCCACGAUUUCAGGUUUGGUGGCCCACAGCUGGUCAAUGCUAUAUGCACUGACUCUGCUUCUGCGUAUGUGGGGGUUGCGAGGGCUUUGGCCGAUGCAACUAUGCCCCCUGAGCUGCGGAGGAUUACUUGGCUCUUGUGGUCCGUCCAUGUCUGCAACAAGUUGUUGUCAGACAUUGGCACGAUCUGCACCUCUUUCGUGGACACGAUCACACGUGCCCGAGUUCUGGUGGUGUUUUUCAAAACCCACCAGGCCGCUCUUAGCUUCUUCCGGAGGUGCACAGGAGGAGCUUUGGGGCUCGUACUUUCAUGUGAGACGCGAUUUGCGUCUGUGUACUCCAUGUUAGAAAGGUUGUUGGCUCUGCAGGAUCGUUUGCAGGACAUGAUGAGAGGGGUGGACGGGCAGGCUAGGGCAAGGAUCCCAUGGUCGCGCGACGUCUCUGACAUGGCGUGUUCGGUGCGCCGCCAGAUCAGGUGGUCCCCUUGGUGGGAGAGAAUGCGGGCCAUCUUACACGUCAUGGAGUCCGUCAUGGAGUUGUUGAGGCGGAUUGAUCGUGGCGGCCAGUUCAUGUCCCUCGUUGUAGAGUGGACUCAGGAUCUUGCAUGCCUCGUGCGGGACGCUUGCGCCCCUUUCGGCCAUUCGUUUUCUGACCGCGUCAUGAGGCAUGUGCAGGCCCGUAUUCACCACAUGAUGGAGCCUGCAUACUGCGAGGCAUUCUUACUGAACCCCCGUCGACGGGAUGUUCAGUACUUCUCAGCUCAGCUCGACGAGUACCACACAUGGCUUGUUCGCCAAGCCAAGAGGUAUCUGUUGUCUCAGACCGGCUUCGACGUGGAGGGUGCUCCCUACCUUGAGGUAUGUCGGCAGUUUGAGGACUUCCACAUGCAGCAGGCGGAGAGGAACUGGGUGGUCCAUGAGAGCAUCCACGCGAAGAAGAACAAUCAGUUGGCCUUCGAGAAGGUCGUCCAUCUUGUCGAGAUCACCGCAAAUGUGUGGUUGAUGGAGUACAGACGUGCAGGUUGUGGGUAUGUUCUCCCUUGGCAGCGAGACGAGGGUAUGCUCGACGCUCAGGCAGGCAUAGAGCUGGACCCCGUGCGUUCGGGGAUGAAGAGCUCGAUGACGCCGGAGGAGAUCGAGGAGCAGGCUGCCGUCACUUCGCGCGAUCCCAUCGGUUGCUCUGCGCCGCCCCCUACAGAGUCUGUUUUCGGUGCUCGUGUGGCUAUCUUCUGGCCAUACCCCAGGGAUCAUGCAUCUGGGGACGAGAGGGAGCGGGAAUGUGCGAACGAUCCCGUGCUUCCCAUCCCGCGCGAGAUUGACGAGUUGCACGAGGAGGUUGAGAGGGAGGCAGGAGUGGAGGUGGAUGAUCGUGCGCAGGUUGAGAGGGAGGCGGGAGUGGAGGUGGAUGAUCGUGCGCAGGUUGAGAGGGAGGCGGGAGUGGAGGUGGAUGAUGGUGCGCAUGUAGAGAGGGAGGCGGGAGUGGAGGUGGAUGAUCGUGCGCAGGUUGAGACGGAGGUGGGAGUGGAGGUGGAUGAUUGUGCGCAGGUAGAGAGAGAGGAGGACGUCGUGACUACUCAGGUUGGGAGAGAGGAGGGCGUGGCAGUGCCUUCCGAUGCUGCGCAGGGUGAGAGACAGGAGGACGUGGUCAGGGCAGAUGGUAUUGCGCUGGUUGAGGGAGAGGACACCGUGGUAGAGGGUGGCGUCGCCCAUGACAGAGGAGAGGGCAGUGACACCCUUGACCCGACUGUCGAGCGUUUCAUCGCUGAUGAGAGGACAUCGAGCAGGCAUUCGCAGGAGCCUCCAGGAUUCGUACACGGGACACUCUUCAGCACGGCGCGAGAGCACCCUCAGGAGGAGCAUGACGAUGCAGCCGCUGCAGAGAUCCCGGGAGGUAGCGGUCCGUUGGUACACUUCGUGGGCAUGCAGCUGACGACGACGACACGCCCAGUUCGACCAUGUGUGCUUGGCUCAGGUUCUGAGAAGGUGGCACGUGACGAGGUACCACCGGUCGUAGUGGUGGAUUUAGGAUCAGAGCCACCGCUUCAGACUUCCGUUAGUGGGCGGCGAGCUCCUGAGGAUACUGCUUGCCCAUUUGAUGCGGCAGAGCUCGCACGGGCUGCUGUGCGUAAUGUCAUACGGGAGGAGGACACAUACUCACGGAGACCACGCAUGCCGCCUCCUCCUCCGAGAUCACGUCACGGUGAUUCACCCUCGACACCAGCUUUUGCACACCUCCGCUCACCAUCCACGCCUGGCAGACCGAGGGUCCGUGACACCACAGGCGUAGGGAUUCUCCCUUUUGACACGACGUUAUUCAGGAGGACAGAUAUCGACCUGGACUCGACUCGCCGAGUAACAGUGCACACUGCACGACUCCAACCAGGUUUGGGUGGGGGUGGCACCGGGAGGGGUGCGGCUUGGGAGGUCAUGGCGGCAGUUUCUCAGCCGCGACAUGUUCAUGGGGGUGUAGAGGCCGAGUCCACCUUACAGCACGCGUUGGCAGCAGCAGCACGUGCUGUGCGUGACCAGACUUCGCGCAGGAGCGCAGCAUAUCGUGACUCUGGUCCGUGUCUCGUGCCUGCGGCGGGUGGUGCCGCAUUGGGGGAGUCUUUAGGACCUGAGGGGUUGGGGAUGCCGCGGGGUUCUCGUCGUGAUAAGACUGUCGAGGCUGUCACUCGGGCGAGUACUAGGCUUGUUCACGUGAGGAGGGGGGAUGAGCGGGUCAUCGUAGAGGAGGACGAUCCAGAGACGGAGCCGGCACGUGACGAGGACCCGAAUGAGGAUGACGAGUACAGAGAGGACGACGAGAGUCGGGAGGAGGAGAGGGAUGACGAGGAGGAGGAGGACGACGACGACGACGAUGAGCCCUCCCCUCGACCACGGCGUGGUUCAGGUAGACGGCAGGAGGAGUUUCGUGAGACGAGACCCCGCACGAGGAGUCGAGGACCAUCCGCUGCGACCGAGGUGAGCCAACGAGGUGUGUCACGGACAGGCGGCUCGGGUCGCGAGAGGCGGAGAGGCAGCGGUAGGGGGAAGCGAGGUCGAUGGUCUUGACAGCUUCGUUCCCCUUCCAUCUCGCGUAUAUGUCAUUCAUCGA